ACCGCAAGUCGCUAGCAACAGCCGCAAGUGCCCACACAGCAGAUUCGGGACAAGACUCCAGAGUAGGUCGGUGCCCGCGACCUCAAGACCAUGAGUAAGGAACAGAUAGUGAGGGGGAACGAGCAACGUGGAGCUUCCAUUGGAACAAUCAUUCCAUUUAGGAUAGAAAGUCCUCACAAGCUCGAUGAAGUGGAAUUGGCUUUGGACAAUCUUCAAGAGGCCAAAUCAGUGCUGCAGCAGAUUGAGAACAAGUUGCAUUUUCAAGAGGAGGACCCUCUUGGAGAGCCGAGCUUCCCAAAACGAUCACAGUCCGAGGCAUUUGGAUGUGGUGUGAAUUGCACUGGCAACACUACAAAGCAAGAUGGUUCUCCCCAACAACCACGUUCCCGAAAAUCCUGUGGACCAGACAAACACAAAGCCCUGAGUUCUGAGUGGUCUCCUUCCUUAAGCAGGACAAAUAACACUGGAAAUUUCAAUUCCUUGGGGAAGAAUUGUCAUUCUUCAAGCAGAAUGUUCUGGAAUGAGAGAUCGAGCCCCUUAUACAAUGACAUAAUUGACCAAGACAUUUCACUGUCUGCACUUAAUCGUACAAUACUAUCCAGCAACCAAGAUAAAAAUAAUAGCCGAUCAACAAGAGUUACUCCAACAAGAUUGCAUGCAUUGGGUGAUGUGGACACGAUGGAAAAUUAUUGGUUCAUGACUGGUGAUCAAGAGACUUGCAGUGGCUUUGAACUGUCCAACCAACAUCUGCUUGACGAAAGAAGGCUAGUUGGGAAUGACAGCAAUUUGACCCUUGAUUGUUCAAUCAAAAGACGGAUCUUGCAAGAGAGGAAAAGAUCUCCUGACCCAUCAAUCAGUGCCUUGCCCCCUACCCCACCUGGAAGUCCAUUAACUCAGCGGCUGGAGCAGAGUCAUUCUCCUGUGAACAAAUUGGAGAGACUUAAAGAGCGGAUCAGGAGACAGAGGAAUUUGGAAAAGGUGAAGGGGACUCUCUCAAAUCGACCACAUGCAGAGCAACCUGUCCCAGCUCUCAAAAUGAAGUUUGGAGACACUUUCAAUAAUGGAUCAAUGAAGCAUUGGGUCAGGAAGAUGACCUUUGCCCCUCCUGCGCCAGCCUAUAAAGCAACUCAUGAAGCUCCCAUCUGA
Hemiscyllium ocellatum (epaulette shark) is the source of this 1146-nucleotide messenger RNA. RefSeq names its product centrosome-associated protein 350-like. Gene Ontology annotation, biological process: microtubule anchoring. The coding region runs from base 91 to 1146 and encodes 351 amino acids. NCBI's taxonomy places the organism in Eukaryota, Metazoa, Chordata, Chondrichthyes, Orectolobiformes, Hemiscylliidae. The transcript has 7 exons. Gene Ontology annotation, molecular function: microtubule binding. The record is from RefSeq and is a predicted model, not a curated record. Gene Ontology annotation, cellular component: centrosome.